Messenger RNA from Leptidea sinapis, 795 nucleotides. Its product is annotated as cuticle protein 8-like. The transcript has 3 exons. The coding region runs from base 122 to 721 and encodes 199 amino acids. Lineage: Eukaryota; Metazoa; Arthropoda; Insecta; Lepidoptera; Pieridae. Gene Ontology annotation, cellular component: extracellular matrix. The record is from RefSeq and is a predicted model, not a curated record.
AAUCUUGUUCUACAACUUCCACCACUUGUCACCUAGAGUUAUUUCAAUCACAUUCAGAAGUAUAUAACGACUGAUAUAGUUACAACAAAUAUCAUUGCACGUAUUAGCAUUUCACAUCAACAUGUUUAGCAAAAUCGUAACUCUUUGCGCGCUGGUCGCUGCAUCAUCAGCCGGUCUCCUGCCAGCUCCGGCGCACUACUCCGCAGCUUCAGCAGUCUCCUCCCAGAGCAUCGUGCGUCAUGACCAGCCCGGUGCUCACGUGGCUCUCGCAGCCCCCGUCACCAAGCUAGCCCUCGCAGCCCCGGCAUACUCUGCUCCCGCCGUGUACCAUUCAGCACCAGCCCCAGUGGCCUACCACGCCUCACCAGUCCACUACGCCGCACCCAUCGCUAAGGUCGUCGCCCACCAAGAGGAGAUCGCCUACCCCAAGUACGAGUACAACUACUCAGUCGCCGACGGACACACCGGUGACAACAAGCAGCAACAAGAAGUCCGCGACGGUGACGUCGUGAAGGGAUCUUACUCCUUCCACGAGGCUGACGGCUCCAUCAGAACCGUGGAGUACUCCGCUGACGACCACAGCGGCUUCAACGCGGUUGUUCACAACACCGCCCCCACCGCCGCCCCCGUCGUCUACAAGGCCGCUCCCGUCUACGCUGCGCCCGUCGCCUACAAGGCUGCCCCAGUCUACGCUGCCCCAGUACACCAAUACUACCACUAAAAUGUUGUGAUAACCCUGUGAAAUGAUGUUGACUGCCUAUUUAUUGUAAAUAAAUGAUUUUUUAAUUUAUAUAA